Chanos chanos (milkfish) is the source of this 1098-nucleotide messenger RNA. Its product is annotated as arrestin domain-containing protein 3-like. Bases 1 to 1098 code for a protein of 365 amino acids. Gene Ontology annotation, cellular component: cytoplasm; plasma membrane. The record is from RefSeq and is a predicted model, not a curated record. Lineage: Eukaryota; Metazoa; Chordata; Actinopteri; Gonorynchiformes; Chanidae. Gene Ontology annotation, biological process: protein transport. The transcript has 7 exons.
AUGGACUCUAUAAAGGAUCUAUCUGUAUCUUACGAUGCAAUCAAUGACAGCAACACGUUCACGAGUGGAGAUUUCAUCUCAGGACGAGUGAAUCUGACAGUGUCGAAGCACACGAAGAUCAACUCUUUCUCAAUCAAAGCUAAGGGAAAAGCAAGUGUCCAAUGGACUGAGCAUUACGGCCAACACAGCACAGUAGUGUACCAUGACAAAGAGACUUGCUUCAAGUCUGUCCAAUUCUUCGUGCAAGAGCAGGAAGGUCGAGGAGGUGACGGGUACGCACUGCUAUCGAAUGAGAGUGGACGGUCUUACCCAAGUGAGGUAGCACCUGGAUGCCAUACAUAUCCCUUCACUUUUCAGAUUCCACAAGAGAACAUGCCAGCUUCUUUCAAAGGUGCCCAUGGAAAAGUUGUCUACUUCUUAGAGGCAAAGUUAUGUCGAUCAAUGCGGAUGUCAAGCAAAGCCAAAAUUAAGUUCAACUAUGUUCCUAAACCAGACCUGACUAUUCCUUCACUGAUGUUACCUAUCUGUGAGGACUUAACGAAAAAGAUGAAAUUAUUCACAUCUGGAAGUGUCUCCAUGGAAGUAAAGCUAGAGAAGAUGGGUUAUCAUAUAGGAGAGGAUUUGAAGUUUGAAGUUUACAUCACGAACAAAUGCUCUCGUACCAUUGCACCGAAAUACAGCCUUUACCAGAAACAGAGUUUCUUUGCCAUGAAAAGGAGAAGGGUUCACACAGAACAGCUCCUGAAAGAAGAAGGAGAACGUAUUGAGCCAGCAGGGGCACGAAGCGUGACCAAAGUGCUGAAAAUCCCACCAACUACUGCCUCCAUCUUCAACUGCAGGGUUCUCAAAGUUGAAUACAGGCUCAAGGUCCAUCUGGAUAUACCAUUGGCCUCAGACCCAGAGAUUAAACUGCCAGUGGUGAUCCUUCCUGUCUCUCCUGAUGCUGGUACAAUUUCCCACCCAGAUAUACACAUUGGAUUUGAGUGGUCAGGAGGCUCAAAUCCAGCCAAUCAAACAGAAUGGAAUGCUACCUUCUCUGCAUCCUCUGGCCCAAGUAAUCUGAUGUUUGGGACAUAUACAUCAGAGUCAUUAUCCUAA